This is a messenger RNA of Clunio marinus, 195 nucleotides long. NCBI's taxonomy places the organism in Eukaryota, Metazoa, Arthropoda, Insecta, Diptera, Chironomidae. The record is from the annotation of a GenBank genome assembly.
AUGAAAAAGACGCCGAUAAUUCAACUUGGCAUUCGAAUCAUCAAUAAAGUUAUCAACGCUAAAGAUAAUAAAUUAAGCGAUUAUGAUUUUGUACUAAAAACGGUUUUGAAAUUUUUAAUCGAAAAUUUACGUCAUUCUUGUAACGAAGUAGACUUCCGUGUCAUCAUUCGAAAAGCAUUAAGCGAUGUUUUAUGA